Molecule: messenger RNA, 2503 nt
Organism: Diospyros lotus (date-plum)
Lineage: Eukaryota; Viridiplantae; Streptophyta; Magnoliopsida; Ericales; Ebenaceae
Product: probable pre-mRNA-splicing factor ATP-dependent RNA helicase DEAH9
Exons: 23
Coding region: 107-2203 (698 amino acids)
Cellular component (GO): intracellular anatomical structure
Molecular function (GO): RNA binding; ATP binding
Source: RefSeq, a predicted model, not a curated record
GAGUUCCUCCUGGACUUCUUUCUGCUCCUACCCGAAAUGAGGUUUGUGAAAUUCUCGCUCUCCACUUCCUUCUUUUAGUUCUCUCUGGUUCUGUGAUCAACCAAGCAUGGCCCAGUUCUGGAAACCAGGCACCCAGAGGCCUCCUCUCCUCGAUGACGACGAAGGCGGCAUUCUUCUCUACUCCGCCUCUCGCUCCUCCACCGCCUCGUCGGGAUACGGCUAUGUUACCAUAGAGAAGCAGAGGCAGAGACUCCCAGUGUUCAAGUACCGGACGGCCAUUCUCUAUCUGGUUGAGACUCACGCCACUACGAUCAUCGUUGGUGAAACGGGAAGUGGAAAAACCACCCAAAUUCCUCAGUACCUCAAAGAAGCGGGUUGGGCUGAUGGAGGGCGUGUUAUUGCUUGCACUCAACCAAGACGACUAGCUGUGCAGGCAGUGGCUUCAAGGGUUGCUGAAGAGAUGGGCAUCAAGCUUGGGGAGGAAGUUGGUUAUACAAUUAGAUUUGAGGAUCUCACAAAUACGGACUUAACUAGAAUAAAAUUUCUCACUGAUGGGGUGUUGCUGAGGGAGAUGAUGGAUGAUCCCCUCCUAACCAAGUACAGCGUUAUAAUGGUUGAUGAAGCUCAUGAGCGGUCUAUUUCAACAGAUAUGUUAUUGGGUCUCCUGAAAAAGAUCCAACGGCGUCGACCAGAGCUGCGUCUGAUUAUCUCAUCUGCUACAAUUGAAGCAAAAUCUAUUGCUGCUUUUUUUCAUUCCAGCAAAAAGCGCCGAGGAUUGGAAACUGAAGAGGGUGCACCAAAGAUGAAGCCUGCCAUUCUGUCAGUUGAGGGCAGAGGAUUUGAUGUACAGAUCUGUUACGUUGAGGAACCCGUUCCUGACUAUCUCAGAGCUGCUGUUUCAACAGUAAUGUCAAUUCAUGAACAGGAAUCAAUGGGCGAUAUCUUGGUGUUUUUAACAGGUCAAGAUGAUAUUGAUGCUGCAGUCCAGUUGCUUACAGAAGAAUCUCAAACUAACGAAAAGCCUUCUUUGGGAUUGGUUGUUUUGCCUUUGUAUUCUGGAAUUUCACGUGCGGAGCAGGACCUUGUGUUUUGCCCUACCCCUAGAGGCAAGAGGAAAGUGGUGAUAUCAACAAAUAUUGCAGAGACAUCAUUGACUUUGGAUGGUGUUGUAUUUGUUGUUGAUUCUGGGUUCUCGAAACAGCGCUUCUAUAACCCGAUUUCAGAUAUUGAAAAUUUGGUGGUUGUGCCAAUAUCGAAGGCAUCUGCCAGACAAAGGGCUGGUAGAGCAGGGAGGGUUCGACCAGGAAAGUGUUACAGGCUGUAUACUGAAGAAUAUUUUGUCAAAGAAAUGCCUGACGCGGGUAUACCAGAGAUGCAGAGAUCAAAUCUUGUCUCUUGUGUGAUUCAGUUAAAAGCAUUAGGCAUAGACAAUAUUUUGGGCUUUGAUUGGCCUGCAUCCCCAUCUCCUGAAGCAAUGAUCAGAGCACUUGAAGUACUUUAUUCUCUUGGAGUCCUUGAUGACGAUGCAAAACUUAUUUCACCAGCUGGAUUCCAAGUAGCAGAGAUACCCUUAGACCCAAUGAUCUCAAAAAUGAUCUUAGCUUCAAAUCAGCUCUGUUGUUCUGAGGAAAUCAUCACUAUUGCUGCUAUCCUUUCCAUUCAGUCUAUCUGGAUUUCUGUUAGGGGGCAGCAAAAGGAGCUGGAUGAAGCCAAGCUGAGAUUUGCUGCUGCUGAGGGUGAUCAUGUGACCUUCCUAAAUGUUUACAGAGGUUUUCUUCAAUCUGGUAAAUCUUCGAAAUGGUGCAAUAGAAACUUUGUUAACUACCAAGCCAUGAAAAAGGUUGUUGAAAUUAGAGAACAGCUCAGAAGAAUAGCACAACGAAUUGGUAUAGUCUUAAAAUCUUGUGAAAGUGAUAUGCAGGUGCUAAGAAAGGCAGUAACUGCUGGAUUUUUUGCUAAUGCUUGCCAUUUAGAAGCAUUCAGCCACAACGGGAUGUACAAGACUGUUAGAACUUCUCAAGAAGUUUUUAUUCACCCCUCGUCUGUCUUAUUCAGAGUUAACCCGAAGUGGGUCAUAUACCAUUCUCUCGUGUCAACUGAUCGACAGUACAUGCGAAAUGUUCUCUCUAUAGAUCCAUCUUGGCUGAUCGAGGCUGCUCCACAUUUUUACCAGCACCAGCAACCCAAUUCUAUUGCUCGUUGAUGAACUCGUUUUUUGACCGAUGGAGGCAGCUGAACAUCUAUAGCAAUGAUUUUUGUUUCUCAAAGCACAAAUGGAGGGAGGAGCAACCAGCGUUGUAUCAUAUGGCAUAUGGCACGCUGUUGUGACCUGCUGUAAUUUAUAUCGCUAUUUACCAUUUCUCUUCUGUAUUAAAACUUUAGUGUUGGAAAUUUUUACUGAAUCUUGAUGGCUGGUUCUCGUUCAAACGAUGAUGAUUGUUACCCAUUGGUGUGUUUAUAUACACACAACAAUUAGUAGAAAUCUGAGCUUUCAUUUUGGCAA